CUUUCCUCUCCGUCUCCGGCGCAGCAGAAUUGCCUUCUGCUCUUAUCACCGCUCGUCAGACUACCGUUUAUUUAUUAUUAUGCGAAUAUUUGACUCGAAAUUUGAGUAAUUUUUGCUCCAAAUUCGAGAUUAAUGUCUCGAAAAUGUCGUGCAGCUAUGCUGAUGGUCUUUCACCCUAUUCUAAUAAAGGCAAACUUGGUAUAGCAGAAAAAUUUGACACUUCGGAGGAGGUUAAACAGAAAGUCAAGACAUUGGCCCAAUGGAUCAACUCGAGUAAACACGUAGUUCUUCAUACCGGAGCUGGAAUCAGUACAUCGGCCGGAAUACCAGAUUUCAGAGGCCCGAAAGGAGUAUGGACUUUGGAGGAAAAAGGCGAAAAACCAACGAUAAACGUAUCUUUCGACGAAGCUGUGCCCACCAAAACACACAUGUCCAUAGUGAAGAUGGCGAACGCUGGUAAAGUUCAGUUCGUAAUCAGUCAGAAUAUAGACGGAUUACAUUUGAGAUCGGGAUUAGAUCGUAAAUAUUUGGCAGAAUUGCACGGAAAUAUGUUUAUCGAACAGUGUCAUCAGUGUCAGAGGCAAUUUGUUAGAACAUCGGCUACUUCGUCUGUGGGUCAGAAAUGCUUAGAUGAACCAUGCCCUGUGACCAAAAGUAACGGUAGACCUUGUCGUGGUAAAUUACACGAUACUAUUUUAGACUGGGAACAUAAUUUACCCGAGAAAGAUUUGGGUUUGGCUGAUUUUCAUUCGUGUGUGGCAGAUUUGAGUAUUUGUUUGGGCACAACGUUGCAAAUAGUCCCUAGUGGAAUUCUACCUCUCAAUACGAAGAAAUACAAUAACGGACGAUUAGUGAUUUGUAAUCUGCAACCGACUAAAUUCGAUAAAAAAGCUGAUUUACUGAUACACACGUACGUUGACGAUAUAAUGACUUUGCUGAUGCAAGAAUUAGGUCUCGAAUUACCAGACUUCGAUAGAAAACUAGACCCAUCGAAAAGAGAAAAGAGUUCGAUCGUCGAAUGGACCAUACCAGAUGCUGAAGUCAAACGAAUGAGACUUCUGUACGAACAGAACUGUUGUAAGAAUAAGAAAAGGAAAUCAAAAACCGAGUCUGGAAUCGACACGAAGCUGGUGAAAAUCGAAAAUCAGGAUUCUUUCGACGACGACGACGAUAAAAAAUGCCAAUUUAACAGUAUUAAUAACGAUCGUAAAAGUGAUAGCGAAUCUGGAACGGAUAGUUCCAUUAAGGAUUAUAAUGAAACUGCGAUUAAAAAAGAAAUCGUGUCUUUUUAAACGUAUCAUCGUUAUUUUCGAUUCAUCGUAAUAGACUAUUUAUUUAUUUAUUCAUUUUUAUAUUUAUCCUUUUUGUAGAAUUUAAUAUUAUUUUCGAGAUUGAUGCUCGAUUCGUGAAUUGACUUUAAUUUAUAAGCAAAUAUGAAAUAUGUACGAAACUACGUUUCUGUUUUCUGUGUAAUCGUUCGAAAUAUACUCGUAUUUAUUCUUCGUA
Molecule: messenger RNA, 1506 nt
Organism: Planococcus citri (citrus mealybug)
Lineage: Eukaryota; Metazoa; Arthropoda; Insecta; Hemiptera; Pseudococcidae
Gene: Sirt6
Product: sirtuin 6
Exons: 7
Coding region: 144-1292 (382 amino acids)
Biological process (GO): negative regulation of transcription by RNA polymerase II
Cellular component (GO): nucleus
Molecular function (GO): transcription corepressor activity; NAD+ binding; histone H3K9 deacetylase activity, NAD-dependent
Source: RefSeq, a predicted model, not a curated record